GAAGUACUUCGUUGAGUCGUUCUCCGAUUCCUUGAACUAAAGCUUAUUUAAGAGUUCAUCAAACUUGAGGUGUGCCCAUAAUACAUGGAACCCGUGAUUCAUUACCUCUACUACAUUCUGCUGCUAGUUGUAUCUUGCCGGUUCAUUUGAUGCAAUAUGAGUUCCGCUGCUUUACGUGUAGAAGCUACCCUGCGUUUGGAACUGUUGAAGUUGUUGCAAUAAAGCUUUUCUUGGACAAGAUGGACUUUCUGGAGAAUGCACUAGCUCCUUCAUACAAAUCAGCCCUCCUCUUGAUAGAAAAAUCAUUACUGACCCCAGCAUCAAGUAUGAAAUUCACUACUGUUAAUCUUCUUUUGAUGUUUCUGUUAUAUAAUUUAUUAGUCUCUGGAAAGAAAAAAGGAUGGCACCAUGUAACUAAAUUAUUAACCGUUGGAGGUUCUUUGCACCACACCUCCUCAUGCAAUUUCAACAGGUCUACAUCAUUAGAUGCAUUCCAUGGGUGUUUCUGUUUAGAUUUGGGGAAUCGAGGGUGUAGGAUCAUUGCUCUGGCUGCCUAAUUAUUUAAGCCCAAGAAAGUAGAAUGAAGAACUGUUUACUUUUCCAUUGGUUUCAAUGUCAAAGCAAAAGCAGUAGCACAUUCUCUUUUGUCACAUAGAGAUGUUUAUAUGGCCAGCAAUCGCAUUCGCUUUUCUUCGAAUAGUGCGUGCAUUAUCAUACCACAUUUCAUCUUGAGGGAUAUUUUCCAGAGGCUUAAUGGUUUUGUGAGAUUUCUUUUCUAGAGAAUAAUCGUUUCAGGUAUCAUGAAUGGACAUAAUUGAUAACUCUUUCCAACUUAUAAGAGAAGGAAUAGAGUUUCUCUUGGAUAUCCAUUUGGAUGCAGUCAAUAUUUACUCACAUGCAUUUUAUUUAUUUGCUCACUGAAUGUGUAAGAAAAUCAUCUCAUGUUUCUGUAGGUUAAGGAGAUGUUGCCCCCCUGCUUGAUCUCGACAACAGCAGCAUGGAGAGUGGCUUCAAGUUUCAGCAAUGACAGCGGUUGCUAAGAUCAUAGAAGUCGCAAAUAUCCUUUGUGUGAAGUUGCAAACUUUCAUUCAAUGCUUAACCGGACAAAGGGCUGUUGUGUUAAAUGCUGCCAUGAGGUCUGUUGCUGAUUUGUAAUGGAUCUGAAGGAUAUAAUUAAUGUGGAGAUGUCACUGCAGUGCGUGUUGUUGAGAUAGUUGAGAUGUUGAGAGUAGGGGAGAAGCUACCGGUAAGGAAGUCGUCCUGAAAUUGGUCUCUUAGUGUGAAAAGAAAUUCAUGGGAAUUGCAUCUUUUCUACAUAAUUAGUUGUAGUAGAUCAUUUAGCAAUGAAUUGGGUCCUGCAGAGUAAGCUGUAUAAACUCCCUCAACUGGCAUUGGCUCAUCGUCUUCAGGCCACUCGGCUAUUCAUCGACGCCCGAGUCAAAUGGGUUCGUGAUCCGUUCCUUGACACUGCCGUCGAGAAGGAGAAAGACCUCAAGCCCCUGUGCUCUCUCCUCCACCACAUCCUCUCCUCCCCCUCCCUCUCCCUCCCCCUCUCCUCCGCUUCCCUCCUCCAUCUCCCUUCCUCCGCCACCACCUCCACCGCUGCCUCCUUCUUCCUCAAAUACCCCUCCGUCUUCACCAUCUUCCAGCCCAGCCCCGGCCUCCCUCUCCAUGUCAGGCUCGCCCCUUCUGCCCUCUCCAUCCACCGCCAAGAGUCUGCCCUCCACCUCUCCCCAUCCACCCGCCACUCUGCCGCCACCCGCCUUGCCAAGCUCUUGAUGCUCACUGGUUCUUUGGCUUUGCCCUUCCAUAUCAUUGAUAAGUUCAGGUGGGACUUGGGCUUGCCUCCUAAUUAUGUCCCUGACCUCCUCUCCGAUUAUCCCGAUUACUUCAAUGUUCGCGCUGUCAAGGAUGAGGCCACGGGCAAAGAAUUGCUUGCGCUGGAGCUUGUGUCCUGGAGAGACGAGCUGGCUGUGUCAUCAUUGCAGGAGAGGGUGAGAGACGGGGACUUCAAUGGGAAACCAGGAAAGCGCAUCAGGUUCUCGAUGAAUUUCCCCAGAGGGUUUGAUCUGGAGAAGAGGGUCAAGGCUUGGGUGGAUCGGUGGCAGGACUUACCCUACAUAUCACCUUAUGAGGAUGGUUUCCAUCUGGCGCCCAGUGGUGAUCAGGCAGAGAAGUGGAUGGUGGCUGUCCUCCACGAGUUGCUGUGGCUCCUCCUGUCGAAGAAGACAGAACGGGACAACUUGCUUUGCUGGGGGGAGUAUAUGGGUUUUGGAACACGGUUCAAGAAGGUAUUGGCUCAUCAUCCAGGCAUCUUUUACAUAUCCAAUAAGUUGAAGACCCAGACUGUGGUGCUCAGGGAGGCUUACAGGAAGGAUUUCUUGGUGGAGCGGCAUCCCUUGAUGGGUAUGAGGCAUCGCUACAUUUAUCUCAUGAGUAAAGCCAAGAAAUCGCAGAAGUCUAGGACGAUCAGGAAGCGAGCCAUUAGCUUUUAAAAGUUUGCUGGGUAGAGAAGGACAACCGUGUACACAAUGCAGAUGGAAGAGAAAUGACGGAUAGAUUUCCACUUGCUGGAUUGGGUGAAGCUAGUAUACAGCAAUGAUGAGGCAACUGAAACGUAGAUGUGGAUCCUGGAAAUUAUUGUUCUAGGUGCUUCAACCUUGAAGUACAUGGCAAGGAGAAUGGAGAUGCUUCAGGUCCGGUUUGUGUAGCGGACCUCUGGACAAAGGGAACUGAGAUCCUGCUUCUUUUAGUUCAGAUGAAAGAUGAGAAGAGACCAAGGGAUAGUAGUUUGAUCAUCUAGAGGCCGGGUUGGCUACAAGGUGGCUGGUUUUUAUUGAUUUGUAAGUGGAUAACAUUGUUCUGUGCCGGCUCUAGUUGACAACCUCAGCCCCUCCAAACUCUGCCAAGAAAGUUGGAGACUAAACCAGAAAUUGAGGAGAACGAAGCUGCUGCUGGCAAAGGUUGUGCAGGAAGUUUCUGUAUGCCCCUGAGUGACGAUGCUGCUGAGGUGAAUGUGGAGUUUUGAGAUUUUCUGAGAGACCUUUCUUGCUUCAAUGUGGGGAAGUUGCUAUGUGCAGCCUUUUAGCCAACAUUUGGUUAGGAAGCCCGUGCAAGGCAAGUGCUCUGCUUGAGUUAAAACGGGCAAAUCUGUAUAGCGCCAAUCUUUCAUUUUUGUUGCCAGUACAAGCGCAUGUUCUUGAAGAUCUCAUCCUUUACUAGAAGGAAAAAGAGCAUAGCCAGCAAUUGUCUUCGUGUCGGUAUAGCCGUAUAAGUUCUUUGUGCCGUUGCACACUGUUAUUGUAUUAUUCUAAUUUGAUGCAUAAAGUGUUUUCUCAUCAAAACUUGAUGAAAAUGUGUGAGUUGGGAUAAAUUCGAUCUAAGUGGGGUCAGGUCAAGUUUAGACUUCUCUCAAAUUGACAAUCAUUCU
Molecule: messenger RNA, 3430 nt
Organism: Rhodamnia argentea
Lineage: Eukaryota; Viridiplantae; Streptophyta; Magnoliopsida; Myrtales; Myrtaceae
Product: protein WHAT'S THIS FACTOR 9, mitochondrial
Exons: 4
Coding region: 1344-2495 (383 amino acids)
Molecular function (GO): RNA binding
Source: RefSeq, a predicted model, not a curated record